AUGUCAAAUAUUACAGGUGAUGUUGAAGAAGGAAGCUUCUCCUCAGGGAAUAAUACUGGAGAAUUAGAAGUUCAUCAAGACCAGCAACAAAACCACUUGCACGGUUCCAACUCUGGCGGUGCUUCCGGUGCGCAAAGCAACAGUAAUGGCUCUGUCACUCAUCAGCAGCCGCAGCAGCCACCUCUUAAGAAGAAAAGAAAUCUUCCAGGAACUCCAGAUCCGAGUGCGGAAGUUAUUGCACUAUCACCAACAACCCUAAUGGCAACGAACCGAUUUGUAUGUGAAAUCUGUAACAAAGGGUUUCAAAGGGAUCAAAACCUUCAGCUGCACCGGCGAGGCCAUAACCUUCCAUGGAAGCUCCGUCAGAGAACCACAACUGAGGUUAGGAAAAGGGUCUACAUAUGUCCCGAGCCGACGUGUGUCCACCACAACCCAGCUCGAGCGCUAGGAGACCUCACCGGCAUUAAGAAGCACUUCAGCCGGAAACAUGGAGAGAAAAAAUGGAAAUGUGACAAGUGCUCCAAGAAAUAUGCAGUGCAGUCGGACUGGAAGGCGCAUCAGAAGACCUGCGGCACUAGGGAGUACAAGUGUGACUGUGGGACCAUCUUUUCCAGGAGGGAUAGCUUUAUCACCCACAGAGCCUUUUGUGACGCAUUGGCAGAAGAAAACAACAAAGUAAACCAAAUGCCUAUGCCACAUGAUCAGCUCAUAUCAUCAAUGGCCAUGAACACCAACACCUCCCCCAUGGGAGGAAGAGUCUCCGAAUUCCUCAGUUACGAUAUUAACACUAACAAAAACAAGCUUCCUGAAGAUCUUGUCCCAAUGCCAUUCAAGAACAUGAACAUCCCAGGUGGUGGCGGCGGUGGUGGAGGACCAGGCAUGUUCUCUAACACCACCGGUUCGCUCUUUGGCGGGCCAAGAAGCGUGUCUUCCACCUCGGCCUCCAGCCUUCAGCUGAGUUCCAACAACAACAACAGCUCAUCAGGGUUCAAUUACCUUCACCACCAAGAAACCAAAAACGGAGGCAGCAGCCUAAGCAGUAUUACCGGGGCAGCUCAAAUGUCAGCCACCGCCUUGCUUCAAAAAGCCGCCAAAAUGGGAGCCACUGCAAGCAACUCCACGAUCAACUCGCCGAUGAUGCAGAAGAGCUUUGUUAGCAGUAUGGCAGGCCCUGAUCACGGCCACCUCUCUAGCCCUAAUUCCAUUCUAAACAAUAAUAUUCGACCCCCACCGUCGUAUGAUCAUCAGCCUCACCACUUCCAACAGCAACCUCAGCCGUCUGAUCCUCAGUCACAUAAUUCACACAACAUGAUCGGAGGGUUCACUGACCAACUCAUUCAAAAGUACCCACAAGAAAUGUCACAGCCUUUUGAUCAUCACUCCAACAACCCAACCGCCAGCUCGGCAAUGAAUGACAUGGGACUCUUCAGUCAAGUCUUCAUGGGGAUCGGCGGCGGGGGUCCCCACCAGAACUAUCAGAACCACCAGGCAAUGUUGAAGAAUUUCGAACAAGAUCAUCAUGAUCAUCAGGACAUUAAUAGCCCUAACAACAAUUCUAGUAAUACUAAUUCGACUCAUCGAAUGAACAGCGCGCUGGGGCCUUGCGCAACGCUCGAUCUGCUGGGCAUCGGAGGGUCGAGACCGCCAAGCUUGCAUGAGCAGCUCCACCACCACCAGCAAAGGUUGGACUUGGAGGCAAUGAGUCAGCACAGAUUGCCGGCAAUGAUGAACCCUUUUCAGCAGCAGCAACAGCAACGCUCGCACGGAGAUUCGGCUAUGGAAAAGCAGAUUUGGGAUGUUUGA
Molecule: messenger RNA, 1803 nt
Organism: Pyrus x bretschneideri (Chinese white pear)
Lineage: Eukaryota; Viridiplantae; Streptophyta; Magnoliopsida; Rosales; Rosaceae
Product: zinc finger protein GAI-ASSOCIATED FACTOR 1-like
Exons: 3
Coding region: 1-1803 (600 amino acids)
Cellular component (GO): nucleus
Molecular function (GO): DNA-binding transcription factor activity
Source: RefSeq, a predicted model, not a curated record